Molecule: messenger RNA, 831 nt
Organism: Rhagoletis pomonella (apple maggot)
Lineage: Eukaryota; Metazoa; Arthropoda; Insecta; Diptera; Tephritidae
Product: homeobox protein 2-like
Exons: 2
Coding region: 1-831 (276 amino acids)
Source: RefSeq, a predicted model, not a curated record
AUGUUCGCCAGACCACACACAAAUGCAAGUAUUGUUGCGUCGCACAUUACUACAGCCACAGCAGUCACCACCAACACUCCCCCAACCGCCAAAGUCAGUCAGAGUAUUACGAACAGUAGCAACAAUUAUUACAAUAACAGCAACAACAACAAAUCCACCGCUCCACCCUUACAAUCCCUGAUUAAUAACAAUCAGCAUAACUCUAGCCUACCACACUACCAAGCCUCGCCCGGCUUGAAUGCUGGCGGCGGCGGAGGGAGUGCGAAUUCCGUUGGAAAACUUUUAAAUUCUGUAUCUGGCUUGGGGCUCACCAUGCCACAGCAAUUAAAUUCGAAGUCGAAAAAUAAUCAUGCACACCUGUUGCCACACCAACAUCAGCAGACAGCGAAUACGCUACAACAACACACACCGCAGCAACAGCGGCAUCAACAAACCCUCCCACCGCCAUCACGUCAAUCACACUCUUAUGCUCAUAAUAACAACAACAACAAUAAUCUUAAUCGUAACCUAACUAAUAACGUCGUUCCCAACAUUUCCACCAAUAAUCUGCAACAAAAACAAACACAGCAAACAUACUCUUCAGCCGCACCUCACACACAACUUCAUAUGAAUGGCGCACCAACUACAUCAACAAUGGGCGCUACACCACCACUGAAGGCGCAGGCACAGCCACAACAUAAACAGCAGCAGCACACGACUGCUAUUGCCAACAACAGUAGUAAAAUUAAUGGUCCAGCUUUGUCAGCAACCAGCAUGUUCUUUGUAAGACCAGCAAAUCCACCGCUGCACAUUGGUGAAUUGCCACCAUUUGUGCCGGUGCAACUCUUCUAA